Papilio polytes (common Mormon) is the source of this 2700-nucleotide messenger RNA. RefSeq lists its product as uncharacterized. The transcript is spliced from 17 exons. Bases 20 to 2587 code for a protein of 855 amino acids. The record is from RefSeq and is a predicted model, not a curated record. Lineage: Eukaryota; Metazoa; Arthropoda; Insecta; Lepidoptera; Papilionidae.
GUUUUUUUAUUUUGAUAAAAUGGAGGUUAUAGAAGAUGGAAAUAUUAUGGAUAGGAUUCCUAUUCUGUUGCAAAGAGAUUUUCAAUAUUAUCAGGAAAAGCAGACUGUUUUAUCGGAGAAAAUAUGCCAAGGUGUGGUUGGAGGGAGGUUGGAUUUUCCAAGAAAUGCAUCAUUUGCUGCUGUAAAAAUUGUUCUUUGGUUAGAAGAGGAAUUUCAAAUUGCAUUCAAUCGGGGAUCUGGAAUGUUCGUUAAAAUAGAUGGAGAGAAUCGUGUCGGUGGUGUUGUCAAGACAUCAGAUCCAGAAAAAUUUGUGCAAUUGGCUAUGAAGGCUGGUGAUUUUUUACUCGAACAUCUUCAUAUACUUGCACAAGAAGCACUCGACCACGCAGAUCUGCCAGUGUUAACAGCCACGCUGGGAGCCGCUGCAUUACUUAAAAAUACUUUUUUCUACUACGUCCAGCAUGUGGAAGAAAGUGGCAACACUGAAAGACAUUCACGUUUGCAGGCGUGUUACAAACGUUACGUGGCGAUGUCGGAAGCUGUAGGGGAGAGGGUGUUAGAUCUUCACAACCGAGUCCUGUCACUAUACAUUCUGCAAGAUGCUGGAGGUCGUCCUAUCGAGGGGCAGCAGUCCGUCGCUACAGGCACCCCCUCUGUGCAGGGAUGGUGGCUCUAUAUGAAUGGUAUUCGAAAAGAUUUAUGGGACACUGUACCUCCGAGAAUGGCCCAAAGAAUAUUUGCUGGAAUGCUCAAUGAAACGUUAACUAUUCUUACAGUCAGAUAUUGUCAGACAAACACAACAGAAUCAACAACACCCUUACUGUUAAACGACAUUCUCAACAUCUUACUGUGCGUGGCGCAACUCCUGCCUUGUAUCGGCGGCUGCGGCGCGGACGUGGCGGGGCUGGGGGCGGGGGUGGGGGCGGGGCCGGGGGCGGGGCAGCGCCACGUGCGCGACGUGCACGCUAAGUGCAGCGAAUUGUUCAAGUGUAUGAUAUUUAGGGGCGCUGAGUUGCAUUACUUAUAUCAAGUAUUUAAAGAAAAUGAUAAUGAAACAAUAGUAAAAGACUGUCCAAGUCCAUGGUAUACGUUCGUCAGUCCGAAUUUGUUCGACGAUUUCGAAAACUUCAACAUAAAUCAUACAAAAGAUCUACCGGAUAAGACUGCGAUUGCAUUAGAAUUGCUUGUAUUGUUAGCUCAACCGCAGCCAUCUUGGACUUUAUUAGUAAAAGUAUUGAUGAUGCGUGAAUGUCGUAUAGCACGUUUAUUAUUGUGCCACGGUGUACGUAAAAUGUCGACAGAGAACGGGCGUUGGCCGGCCAACGGACUCUGGUAUUCACACGAACGAAAUAAAUGUGACGGUUUUUUGUGUACCGCUGAUGGAUUUUGUACACACAAAAGUGAUGAUACCGCGGAUGUAGAAUACGCUCGUGGCGUGGGGGCGCUGACGAACAUACUGGCCACAGUGGGCAGUAGAGCCGAGCUCAAGUCCACUCUGUGUCACGCUUUAGAACUCUCUGGUCGGGACUGGGCUUCGUGUUUAGAUAAACGUCAAGUAUGGUGUGACCGGCGGCCGCCAUGGUUGGCCGGUGUAUUGGCCAUUGUUGGCACUUCGCUGCAGUUCGUGCCGCCAAUAUUAGUGAAUGCGGUCCAAAGUGGAGCCUCCAUGUAUCAGACAAUGUCUCUCUGUUUGAGUUGCAUCUCGCGGUCGCUGGACUGCGUACCGCGGUGCGUCAGUACAGCGGCUGACGUCAUAGAGCGCUCGUUGCCAGGCAACGUGAGUCCAGUCGGCGGCUGCGUGCUGCUGCAGAUGUUACUCACCGUCUUGUACGAGGAACUGCAGAAAUGGGCCAAGAAGGAACUCGUUAAAGAGAAAACAGUUGGUAACGGCGAAGCGCAUAAUUUAAACGCAAAACAAAACAGAGCCAAAGUGAAACAUGUCAGAAUAAGGACUCUCGCUACCGCAAAUCCGUCCAGUUCUGUGAGUUUCGAUGCGGCGCACAGUUCGCCGUCCUCCAUAGCGCUGGCGGUGGCGGAGGCGAUCUGCUCUAUAGAUGAAGAUAAUAAACAUACACAGGAAAUACAGAAUAUAGUAGAAUUAACUAAACGAAAUUUUAAACUAUCCGACCAGUUCGGUUUGGAAGAUUUUCCCGAGUUUGCGGUGUUUUUUGAAGAGGGUAGCGUGCCCGCCAGUAACGCGGAGCGGGACAGCGACGCCGCCAUCUUGACUAACCAAAUAUUGAUGACGUCAUCAGGACGCGAUAGUCUUAGAGUUAUGUACAAUCACCUGCAACUACAUUCAGAGUGGAUAUACAACGAACUAGGUGUGCGGGAGUCCUGUGACGUAGAUAUUCCACUGGCUUCCGCGCCUCUCCUCUACCUAAUGUUUCACAUCGGACGAAGACCAUUCGAUCAGUUCCUUAGAGGGGAGUGGUCGAUGCCGUGGCGGCGGCUGGUGCGCGCGGCGAGCGCGGGCGCGCACACCGCGGACACGCAUCUCAGCAGACGAACAGACGGUCCCACACACGGAAAAUGCAAACAAUUACUCGAAUUAUACAAAACAUUUAAACCACAAGGACUUCUGUGAAUAUUUAGCUUCUUAACCCUUAACAAUUAUGCAUGAUUUUUCUUUUUAACUACCCUAAAUUGAAACGGGUAGAUUGAACAUAUAUCAAGGGAUUUUUUUUAAAAUAAAUAUGU